AUGCUCAGUCAUAGCCGGUCUUCUGGCCACAACCCACCUAAUAUCCCUGGCAUCGCCCUAUCGAAUGUUGGUGCGAGACUGCAUUUAGCACUGACUGCUGACACCUCCAACAGGACCUUGGCUGGGUAUCAUGUGCUAUACGACAUUGGUGUUGGACUAGGAUUCGACCAGCUCAGCCAUGUUGUGCAGACGGUUUUUCUGACAUAG
This is a messenger RNA of Penicillium taxi, 207 nucleotides long. RefSeq lists its product as uncharacterized. Lineage: Eukaryota; Fungi; Ascomycota; Eurotiomycetes; Eurotiales; Aspergillaceae. Bases 1 to 207 code for a protein of 68 amino acids. The record is from RefSeq and is a predicted model, not a curated record. The transcript has a single exon.